CCGAAUCAAGACGUGGUGCGUGUCGCGUCGUCCUAUAUACACCAUGUCGCGCAUAUAGACGCGAAAUUUUUCUCGAGAAAAUUAAUAUUUCGUAUCGCGAAUCGAACCUCUCGUGAAAAUGAAGAGAAAUCGCGUGGCAAUCGCCAUCGGAACGUACCCCCGCGUUUACUCGUCCUGUGAACAAUGUGAAUCGUGCGUAGUAAAGUUUUGAUCGGACGAAAAACGAAAUAUUGCUGCGAAACGAUCGUAAACAGGCAUUUGCGAUGAUGUUAAGAUCAUUCUUCAAGGAACGUUACAUUAUACUCCGGUUAUUUUAGGCCCUAAACGGGGCCAGUUCGCGAGAAGAAUCUUUCCGCCGUUUUCAUGACGCUUUUGACCGAGAUACACGGAGGUAUCAAGUGCAUCGAACUUUCGGUCGGUUAACACCGAAAACGGCGAUAAAGCCGCAAAAUCGAGACGAUACGUUGUGAAGCAUGGUUAACGACAUUCUUCGUUCCCGUGGAUAGAGUGAUAAAUGGCGUUCUCGUUUAAUAGGAACGCGAGAACUCUUCGAAGGAAUUACGUCCGCGAGCGCAUCACGGCCUAGCGUCCUCAUCAUGGAAUAAACAUUGAAUUUUCGACUUUUAUCGUAACUCACGGCAAUCGCCGGAAUCUUCCUUCAUUGACACGUUUUCGGGGCAAAGAACUAUUUCAAGAAUCGAUACCCCCGAUUGGAAGUUGCCUGGUGUCCAGUUGCCAGGUGUAGAUCGAAGCAGAAACAGAUCGAAGCGUGCAACGUAUAUUCGAGAAUCGUUGAAAUAAUUCGACCGCCGCCGCGUCUCGACAAGAAUCGGCUGGAAAGUUUUCCGCGAUCCGAUCACGGGAAAACGAUACGUUUCCGACGCGCGUUUUCUUUUUUUUCUAUCGUGACGAGUGAAAGGUGGUAGUGUUGAAACUUUUUAGCAUCGACCGCCGGCCAGGCGAGUGUGUGUGUAUUUAUUUUCGGCUUAUUUCCGCGCAAUCAUCGGAAACGUCCUAUGGGAAACGUGAACGAAAACACUGGGCGUCGGGAGAAUUGGUCGAGCAAACGAGCCGUGGUGUCGGAACGAAUGAAAUUGAACUAAUCUCGCGUGACCCUCGGGUCACCGAAUCUCGUGGCGUUUAUUGGACGUCAAGAGCAUAUACACCGUUUUCGUGGAAUGUCGACACGACCGCGAUAGGAAUUUGCCGCGUGGUGCUAGCAUGACAGUGGAUGGACGAUGUGCUGUCAUCCAAUGAAGAGGAUGUGAAUCGCUUUAAUAUCAAAGUGAACGCGCCAUCAAAUAGUCGCGGACAUGGCUUUGAGGUGGCAGGCGAGGCUGUCCAUUGCUGCCAUACUCUUUAUGUGUACAGAAGAUACGCUCAGUUUAGGAGAUCGUACGAUAGACAACAUGGAUCGUCACGCGGGUCAAAAUAGACCGCGAAACCAGUUGCUGGCAGAUCCUUCCGGGCUGAAACCAAAGGUGGAACCUACGUUCGACUACUCGCAGAACACCAACGUGACAGCGCUAAUAGGAAAGACCGCUUAUCUCACGUGUAGAGUUCGCAACCUGGGCGACAAAACCGUAUCCUGGGUGAGGCACAGAGAUAUUCACAUUUUAACGGCAGGGGCGUAUACCUACACGAGCGAUCAGCGAUUCCAAGCGCUUCACAGACAAAAUACAGGCCAAAAUAGCGAAUGGUCUGAAUGGACUCUUUGCAUAAAGUGGGCGCAAGAGAGAGACCAAGGGCUCUACGAAUGUCAGAUCUCCACUAUUCCCGUCAAGUCGCACCAAUUUCGCUUAAACGUUGUCGUACCGACAGCGACGAUACUCGGAGGUCCAGAUCUGUACGUUGGCGCAGGCAGCACGAUAAACUUGACGUGUGCCAUACACUUCAGCUCGGAGCCACCAGCCUUCAUCUUUUGGUACUACAAUGAGAACGUUUUGAGCUAUGACAGUCCCAGGGGCGGCGUCUCGGUGAUAACCGAAAAGGGUAGCGACGUCACCACCUCUUGGCUCCUUAUCCAGACGGCGCAACCCUCGGACUCUGGGGAGUACAGCUGCAAACCCAGCAACGCCAAUACGGCGUCCAUCAAAGUUCAUGUCCUAAAUGGCGAGCGACCAGAAGCGAUGCAGACCGGAACGGCGGGACCUAUUUUAUCCUCCAGCUGUCUUUUGGUGUCUCUGAUCAUUUUGUACAUAUCGUCGAUGUAAAUGAACGUCGAAUGAAACUAAUCACCGUUACUGCUACCACUCGUACGAUUAAGCGGGCAAGACACUGUAACGACCUACGAAAGUACAUAUUAGGGGGAAAAUUUGGGAAUUUUUACGAACCAAAUGACGGGAGUAAAUCAAUUUAUAGUUUAUCGCGGUUACUAUGUAUACGUUUAAACAAAUUUUUUGCGUAUUCCAUUUCAAGGUAUUCGCUGCGACAUCGAUGCAUCCACCUUGGCGACGAUUACACGUCAUGCGGUUGAUAAGAUGCGGAGAAAACAAAAAUAUUUAGAAAGUAUAAGCCUUCGUUUAUAGCUCCAUGUAGGCGAAAAAUAGCAAAAUAGCAGCAUGGUGAAAAAAAUGUUGAACUUGUACGAAGAAAUUGAACGACUUUGCUGAUGAGAAACGGGAAAGGAACUAUAAUCAAAAGAAGCCGUACGUGGGGCCGUAGACAAUAGGGUUUUCCUACGAUAAUUUUCGUACGUAUAGUUCCAUAAUUUUCCACGUAUAGCUUUUCUUAUAGUCGAAGCAUAGAAAAUCGAUAUUUUUACAGCGUCCCCUUACAGUGUCUUCUGCCCUUUAAACAGAGCUCGAGCUUGUCAGGCCACAGUCACGUUGAGAUCGCUCUACUGUUUGCAAAAAUCAACGGGACUGGCAACGAAUCGAUCUACGAAUUUCGCGUGUCUAUCUAAUAGCAUCGUGCUCGAGAUAUAGAAUAUCACGAACGCAAUGUAACUAUUCGCACUGGCGAGUCGUUACUCCGACAUAGUUUACAACUUUCACGUUCGAUCGUAUGUUUGUACCUGUCAGUGAGUCGCAUUCGCGCUAAUUUUGGUCAUCCAGUUCUGGUCAACCACAGCUACAAAGGUUUCCCGUCGUCUCGUUGUAAAUGCAAGAAUAAAUUUCGCGGAACGAGCACAGAUCUUCCCGAACGGCGUCGCGGUCCUCACAAUCGUUCGUAUUUCAUCUCGUUGGUUACCACUGAUAGCGUGCGAUCCGUAUACGAUCGCAACGAGGCAACGACGAAACAAGAAACGCGGAGAAAACGCCGCGUCACACGUUCCCCGAUAAUCGGCGUAUCGAGAUUUAAUGUGUUUGUAUGUCCCGAGAAUGCUGGAAUAUAUUGUGUGUUGGUCGAAAAGCGUGUAGUUAGAAGGACGUCGACGCUAAUACCGAAGGUAAAGAUGGUAUGCCAAGGAAAAGUUGGUUCCGUUGGAAAGGAAACAAAGGAGAUUCGAUAAGCCACAGUGAGAGAAAUCGAUUUACGAGAGGCGUAAAACCGAGAAACAACCAUCCCGCGGCAGGCUGCACGACCGGUCGAAUCUACGAAAUGCAGGAUGCGCGAGACAGCAUUCACGAGGAAAUAAAACGUGACUCGAUUGCAAGAUCUCGUGCUUCCCCUUUUCGAGGAUCGAGGACGCACGGCUAUCCAGUUGACGAAAGUAAUACAGGAGAAAUGGAGCAGCGGUCUCGAAAACCGUUGAUUAAUCGAUGAGACGGAUUCGCCUUUUCGUCGCGUCACAUAGAACCACAAGUGAGACAGAUAACACGCGUUAUACGUCGAACCGUCUGGUGAUUUUUAACGAGCUGCCGCGUACCGAGCAAGUAUAAACGUUAAAAUUCGAGGAGAAAAUAUCGUCGUCCCGCGUGACAGCUACACGCGUGAUACGAAUGUUAAUAUAUCUCGGGGCGAGCGCAUUACGGCUACCGCGGCUGAACGUGAAUCAUUGUGGCGUGUCGGACGAAAAACGCUCGCAAAUCCCUUCCAGCCGAUUAACAGUCAGAAACGCAAACAUUUCUCGAUUGAAAACAAUUACGGGGAAUUAUUGUUAUCGAUCCAGUCGAAAUAAUCGUUGCGCUUUGAGCUAGCGGAAUUCACGACGACCAGUCGCGUUCUAAUUUCCAAACGUUUACGAUGUUCGUUUAUAAAGCUUAUCGAUUCGUGUCAACCGGGGAAUAUUCGAUGAAUUAACCGGAUGAUUUUUAGCUCGCCCUUGUACAAACGGAUUCCAGCUUUUAAACGAUUUUGUUCGUGCCUCUGUGAUUAUCCGUUGACCAAUUUUACUUCGAACGCAAACUUGUUCAAAAUUAUACGAAACAUUUUACUCCGACAAUAGACUCGUAAACGAAGGAACCUCGAAGCGUACAAAUUUUGUAAGCAAAAGUCAAGUAAACAAGAUGCGUUCCGUUCCGAGGAAUUAUUCGCGUUAUUCGCAUCGAAAGCGUUCGACAACGAUAGUUUCGGAAGCGAUCGUAGCGAAACCAGGAGUCGGACGCAAGAAAUUCUGCGACGUUUGAUCGAUCUGUCUUUACGGUCGUUACACGUCGUAACGACGUCGUCUGGACAAACGCGAGCGGAAAGCGAAAGACAGCGGUACUCCGGGUGCGACUACACGGGACAUAGCUCUGGACGUUCGAAUUGAAAGCUAACACAGCUGGCAAACUACGACGCGACGGACGAUGUCGCUCGCUAGAUCUGUCUGUUUGCCGUUGGUUGAACGGGUAUUAGCGUCGACGACCAAACACGAGAACCUGUACAUAGCGUCUGUAUUAUAAAUUGUGGCCGGGUGAUGAUAGUUACACGCCGACGACGCAAGCGUAAAUGCGUGCACACGCGUUGCGUGCCACGCGGUAUUCUGCCUCGUCACGGCGCUCCGACUCUCUCUCUCUCUCGUCCGAACACCGGUGUGCUGGAUCUAGUAAUCGCGUUUACCGCGUGAAAAUCGAGUUUCGCGGCCGAAGUGGUUCCGUGUGAACGACCCACAAACUGUACGUGCGAACCUGCGUCAGGUUUCGUCGGUGUGGCUUAAUUAUCGGACGCCAGAUCAUCGCUAAUAUUCGGAUUUUACUCGCGAAUGGUCGAGAAUGGCGCACGAAAAAGCGAACUGUCGAAAGCAAUAAGUCAAAUUUUUGAAAGUAAGCGGUGAUCUUGCUUCGUUUUCCACGCAAUCGAAGAGUUUCCGUUAGACUAUUCCGUCGUUCAUCCUGAUCGAUGAUCUGCAAACUCUGUAUGUAUGUAUCUCGAACUUUUAGACGACUUUCCCCCUAAGCCGUACGAAUCUUUUUACUACUGUGUACAUUUUUCCUUCCUUUCAAAGGCUUCCCGUCGACUCUGCGUACGUGACACCGUAAAAUGGUUCUGUCGUCUACGCGCGUAAUUAUAAGCAGCCGCAUUGGGAUCGACGGAUCAUCGUUCUGGAUCUACUUCGUUCGCGACAUAAAACGACGAGACAAUUUUCACUUUCUAUUUGUGUGUGUUUCCAUGUGAUAUCCUCGCAGAUACCCGAUGAAAGUAUCGCGCGGAUCGUUCCUCGCGUCCAACACAAAUCGAAUCUCCCUCGCAUUUUUCUGUUCCUACCACGGUGGCGAUUCUUUCCUCCAACUUGGAUUAGAUGCGCGCGAAUGGUCGAAAAAGUCGAAAGGGGUCGAAGCGAAGAGAGGGAACGAGGGACGGCUAGAGCUGAAACCCUAGCGGAGCCAGUCAACGAUCCGGAAGUUUUUCGAGGGUGAAAUAGAAGUUCCAGUUGAUACACGUGCGGCCGACGAAACGGAAUGUGGCCUCGUUCGCGUACACUCGAGAGAAUAAUUGCGUGGACCUUAGGGGGAGCAAAAGUUUCGGGAUUUUUCUUCGCUUUCAGCGGAAACUACGUGAAACGGAUAGGUCGUGGUCCAUUAAGCAGCAUCGUAGACUCGAUCUCACCUCGCGAAUUGCUUUUACCUCUUGCGCGUUCGCGAGCAACACAACGAUACGUUAUUUUAUUUUCGUUCUCUUCCUUUCUUUAUUCGUCCUAUUGAUAAUAGCGUUUCGAAGUUAACUCGCGAAAUUCUAUUACGCGCUGGCCGAUGUACUCGACCGGUUGUUACUAAAACGAGAAACACGUUGAGACGUUGCGGAUAAUCUCGUUCGGUAAUUUCGUUCGCUUAUGUCGCGUUGUCACUGCUACGAUAAAUCGUUUUAGAAUUUUGGAAAGGAGCGAAUCUUAUUUCAUUCCGAAUCGUUGCAGGCUGUAGUAAUUGAUAGUCAUAUAAAAAGAUAAAAAUUCUCGGGGGACGACUUAGAGUCAGCGUUUUAAAGGAAAUCGAUGAACGAAGGCACUUCGAGGUCGGUCCGCGCAUCGUGUUCCGCGAGUUUCUCGAAGUCGAAAUGUCGCGCUUUGCGUAGCAUAUGAAACGUGAAACGAGGUAAACGCUGCAUUCCGCCGGGACAAAAGGGAAACGAAAAGAAAGAGAAACGCGUCGAAACAAACUCCGCAUUCUGUUCGUUCCGACUGGACAGGCUCGUUGCGAAUUGAAUUGCGCCUGCGAAUAGAAUUCGAUUUGGGGGGUUGUCGCACUCCGCUGGUCGGCUUCGAUUUUGCUCCCCUGACUGUGUACAAAUUGCUUUACCCUUGUGUCGGCCACUUUGUUUCGGUAUUCGCGGUCUUCUCAUCGCUCCUCAGAGAAAAAAUGAUAUCGCGAUGCUAACAUAAACCGUGGGAAAAGGGAAAAAUACGGAAGGACGGUGGCAGCGAUCGCGGCUCUGCGAGAACGUCGCGCUUAAUUCUUCCCCGAUUCUCUUUCGACGCGAUUCGACUCGUUUCGCGAUGCACGCGUUACCGCGACGAACGACGCCAUGUACUUUCCGUGUCUUCGACACGACAGACUAGCCGAUUAGACGAGAAAUUCACAAGCGGACAAUUCGCUACAUACAGCGAAACGGCCAUUCGGCGGUGCAAGCGAUUACCAAAAAUAAAGAAGAAAAAAUGAAGAAACGAAAACGGCGCGUCGUAGACACACUUGGCAGCCUGUAGCUUUUAAUCGACGAUACUAAACGAGAGCGUAUGACGCAAAUGCGAACGAAUUAAACAGAGGGAGAAGAUAAACCCUGGAAGAAUCUGUAAUCGCAGUGAUAUCGUUAGAUUAGAUAGGUAUAUUAUUGUACAUACUAUAAUAUUACGAUGUUUAAUAAAUAAAAACGUUGAAAGGAAGGGGA
Bombus pyrosoma is the source of this 7185-nucleotide messenger RNA. RefSeq names its product cell adhesion molecule 2-like. Gene Ontology annotation, cellular component: neuron projection membrane. Lineage: Eukaryota; Metazoa; Arthropoda; Insecta; Hymenoptera; Apidae. The transcript has 5 exons. The coding region runs from base 1314 to 2213 and encodes 299 amino acids. Gene Ontology annotation, biological process: synapse organization. The record is from RefSeq and is a predicted model, not a curated record.